ACGAAAGGGACAUUAUCUCGGCUGCCGAUUAGCUAAGUCUUUUCCAAUAUGGCAGCGUAGUGCUCUUGGAGUAACGCGGCUGUUACAUGUCAACAUGUCUCUUCUCCGAGUUUGCUCUCUCGCCAAAUGCCUCGGUCGGCGCAGUUUAGCGGACGUUCGCAGGUGUUUUGCGGACCGCUGCCAGCUGUGUGUCUCUGUGAGAAGCGCCGCAGUCAGACGGAUUUCAGAAACACCAUUGUACCUACAAAGAAGAAAUAUUUCGUCUGUAAUCCCGAAAUCAGAGGAUGCAAAGAAACGUGUUCAUGAACAGUCUCAGUUGUUAGAUGUCCUUGAAGCCAGGAUACAGCAACUCAAAUCUGACAUCGUUUUAGAUGUCCAACAUGCAAAAGUCCAGUUUCUUAAAUCUCCUUCUUUUCGGGGAGGUCUUUCAUCUGUAAGGACUCUCAAAGGAUCCUCUAAAGACAAAAGCGACAUUCCUAAAUCUGGGCAGGCGGUUACAAAAAGGGCCUCCAAGUCUCAGCCGAGCCGCUGGAUGGAAAAAUUAUCUGAGGAGAAGAAAAAUAAACUUAAGAAACAGCAGAUCCUCCAGCAGAAAAUGCAGAGAAACGCUAAAGAAAAGCUACCGGGGAAAUCUAAAGCUAGCAAAAGUACCUUAAUGCCCACAAGUACAACAUAUAAAACUAUAUCUUCUGCCGCAAAGAAGAGGAGAGGUGGCACGAAGCUGUCAGACGAAAUCCGCCCCUCGGUUUCUUCAGCAGCCGCAGUAACAACAGCCGCCACCUCAUCAAAAGCAGCCGAGGCACUUAAAACAUCUAAACAGAAGCGGAGAGACUCCAAAAGUAAAGUUUCUGACAAGGACGCAACAAAUAAACCAGAGGACGGAGACCUGGCUGAGAUUGAGGAGCUUGAAAAAAGACUCAAUGAGCAGGCACAGCAACGGAUAUGUCUGAGUACAAUGGAGCGCUUCCAGGAGAGCAGCACGAGAAGUUCCUGCGCGGACAUCCAGCUCAGCAUCCGCUGCUACCUGGAGGCGUGCGUGUUUAUGGGGGACGUCGAGCGCUCGCAAAGGUUCCUGCUCAGUCAGCACAGAGUUAUGAGUCGACGUAAACAGCUUACCACAGAUAUUUACAACAUUAUGAUGAGGGUGUGGGCCAAAAAGGGCACGUUGAAUCAGAUCGGUCGGAUCUUUAUUCUGCUGGAAGAAGCUGGUCUGAAGCCAAACGUGAGCUCCUACUCUGCUGCACUGGAGUGCAUGGGCCGAAAUAAAAACUGCCCCCCAAAAGUAAUUUCGAGGUGUCUGGAUCAAAUGAAGAAGGAUGGGCUGUCUGUGGACGAUCUGUUCAGGGAGUGCGUUUUCCGACAAGAUGAAAGGGACAUGCUGCUGAAGGCAGUUCAGACUGUAAGACCAGACUACGAGCCCAGCCCCACCCUGAACGCAAGCCAGAGUUCCUCACCACUUGUUAAGGACUUCUACACAAAUAGGGACCAUCACACUUAUCCCAAACUCGACUUCACUCAGGAGGAUCUGCAGAGGCGUUUUCAACAUCAGCUCAGCGUGGAGCAGGCCUGCACCGUCACCAUCGACUCUGUCGAGGCGAUGAAGCCCGUCACCGAAAACAUGGUUAAAAUGAGGGAACUGCUGGCAGAACAGCGGGCACAGUGGCAGAAGGUUCUCCUCCAGGCGCUCAGGGAGAACAAGAUGAUCCUGACCAAAACCAACACCAGGGACUACAAGCUUAACCUUUAUCCAUAUCUCUGUCUGCUGGAGGACAAGGAGUACGUUGACAUUAUGAUACAGAGUGUUUCUAACCUGCCUCCUAGUGGGGAGUCCCUGAAGAUUUUAGCUCAUGAUCUGGGCAACAGAAUCUACACCAAGUACUGUGUGAGACAGAAGCACCAGAAUUGCAUUGUAGAAAAGCUGCAAAGUAUUUAUGGUGCCUACACAGAACUGCUGGCCAAAGAUACCAAGGUGUGCAAUGUCCUUCCAAGGGAGCAGUGGUGCAAACUGGAGAUGGAGCAGAGUUCAGGACCCACGCUACAGGGCGCAGAGACAAGUUGGCCGUAUGUUCUAAUGCUGGAGCUGGGAACCUUCAUUGUGGACAUAAUGGUGAAGAAUCUUAAAAUUAACAGUGACAUCCUGAACCCCGCCUAUGACAAAAAGCUCAUCCCCAUCCUCUACCACAUGUAUACCUUCCGCAGCACCAGACAGGUUGGCUUCAUCAAGCCACACCCCAUCUUGACACAGAUGCAGCAGGAAGCCAUGGAGACCACGCUGACCUUUGACUCGUCAGUGAUGCCGAUGCUGUGCCCUCCGGUGCCGUGGACAUCGGAGAAGUUCGGCGCCUACCUGCUCACCCCGGCCAAGCUGAUGCGCGCCACGCACGGGGCCACGCAGCACGAGGAACUGCUGGAGAAGUGUCCGAAUCUCCACCCGGUUUUUGACUCGCUCAACCAGUUGAGUAAUUGCGCCUGGAGGGUCAACAAGCCAAUUCUGGACAUAAUCAUCUCGAUCUUUAACGACCGGGGCAGCGAUAAGCUGGACAUCCCUCCGCCUCUGUCAGAAGCCCCUAAAAUACCCCACUUCAACCCUCAAGACCCCGACUACACAGCCAGCGAGAAGGCACACAUGAAACGAGAGGUGAUCAAUGCCAAGAAGAAGUGCAGCGAGAUGCACAGCCUGCGAAUGGACGCUCUUUAUAAACUCUCCAUUGCCCACCACAUGCGGGACAAGCUGUUCUGGUUUCCCCACAACAUGGACUUCAGGGGCCGCACCUACCCAUGUCCCCCGUAUUUCAAUCACUUGGGGAGUGAUGUGACUCGGGCGACGCUCGUGUUCGCUGAGGGGAAGCCUCUUGGUCCCAAGGGUUUGGACUGGCUGAAGAUUCACUUGGUCAACUUGACGGGGCUGAAGAAGAGGAGCUCACUGCAGGGACGUCUGGAAUACGCCGACAGCAUCAUGGAGGACAUCCUGGACUCUGCAGAUGACCCUCUGAACGGCAAAAAAUGGUGGAUGGAGGCCGAUGAGCCAUGGCAGGCACUGGCCUGCUGCAUGGAGAUCGCCAACGCAGUCCGGUCACCGGAUCCAACUAAGUUUGUCUCUCACUUUCCUGUUCACCAGGACGGCUCCUGCAACGGCCUCCAGCACUACGCAGCUCUUGGCAGAGACGUUAUCGGUGCGACUUCAGUCAACCUCAUGCCCUGCGAGGUGCCCCAGGAUGUGUACAGCGGCGUAGCCCAGCAGGUCGAAGAGCUGCGAACUCGGGAUGCUGCAAAAGGCCUGAAGAUCGCCCAGGUUCUGGAGGGCUUCAUCAGCAGGAAGGUGGUCAAACAGACGGUGAUGACUGUGGUGUACGGAGUCACUCGUUACGGAGGGCGCCUGCAGAUCGAGAAGAGGCUAAAGGAGAUUGAUGAGUUUCCCAAGGACCAUGUAUGGGACGCGUCUCAUUACCUUACGCGCCUGGUGUUCAGUGGCCUAAAGGAGAUGUUUACGGGAACCAGAGAGAUUCAGGACUGGCUGACAGAAAGUGCCAGGCUCAUCUCCAAGUGUGGCCACACUGUGGAGUGGGUGACACCCCUGGGCUUACCGAUCAUUCAGCCUUACCACCGCACACGCAAUUUAUUGGUAAGUCUCACCAUAGGACUGACUUUCCACUGCAGAGACCCAAUUUAACAGAUAUUUGAAAGAAGUCAGUCAGCUUAGCCA
Messenger RNA from Poecilia latipinna (sailfin molly), 3703 nucleotides. Its product is annotated as DNA-directed RNA polymerase, mitochondrial-like. Gene Ontology annotation, biological process: mitochondrial transcription. The coding region runs from base 95 to 3670 and encodes 1191 amino acids. Gene Ontology annotation, cellular component: mitochondrial DNA-directed RNA polymerase complex. The record is from RefSeq and is a predicted model, not a curated record. NCBI's taxonomy places the organism in Eukaryota, Metazoa, Chordata, Actinopteri, Cyprinodontiformes, Poeciliidae. Gene Ontology annotation, molecular function: DNA-directed RNA polymerase activity; mitochondrial promoter sequence-specific DNA binding; protein binding. The transcript has 15 exons.